AUGUCCGACACAGCAGAAGAGAAUGGCCUUACGAGGUUUCUUAUGAAGGUGAAGGAAAAUCUGGAUACCAGCCAGUCAGAAGCUCAAACUGAGACCGAACCCAUUGAAUUUAAGUACACUUUUGAUUAUAAGCCUGAAUUCAGCAGUGGCAAGGUGGUCUAUUCACGGAACGAAUUGCUUGCUAUUCGCGAGCAAGUUGCAGAGGAAGACGUGACCAAUCUAGCUUCUGAAUUGCCUAACAAGAAGUUUUGGAGAUUACCCGUUCCAGGAUCCAACGUCGGUGGUAGGAAGGGAUCCAACACCAGAGGUAACCAUGAUGAUAAGUUUGGCGGAAAGGACAGAGGUGCCCAGAGUGGUAGCAGAAAUGCCAGGAACAAUAGAAAUAGCAAGCGUCAAGGUGGUAAAAAGGCUGGGAAGGAGAGCAACGAAGAAUACAUUGCUUUGGAAGAACAGAUGGAAUCUACAGGGAAUCCAAUGGCAGAUUUUGAGAAUUGGAGAAACAAAAUGAAGGAACUGGAGCGUCAAAAAAGAGGGUUGGACUCUGAUGCGGGCAAAGAUUCGGAUUCUCCUGCAGGAUUGCCAGCUCAAAGUUUCAGCUCCAUAUCCGAUUUCUUCAAUUUAAAGCCGGAUGACCAAAAGAGUGCUCCAUUGGAAGAGCUUGAGCCAGCGGACUCGUCGGAAGACGUUUCGAAACAAACAUUUGAAAAACAAGAUAGAGAUUCCCAAGAUGUUCAACACGGCAGUCAAGGCCAAGGCAUAAGCAAGAGCAAUUCUUCCAGAUUCUCCUCGUUCUUCCAAGGUGGUAAUUCUCCGGAUGCCAGUGAUAACCGUCCUAUCGCGAAGCCUCCAAGUCAAUCUUCGGAAGAUAGCAGACCAGCUGCGGGAUCCAGGCUACUCUCUCUAUUCAAUACUGACUCACCAUCUUCAGAUUCGGUAGUUCAACACCAACAACCUGAAAAGCCCAUGGUAAACAAUCCACCUGGUCUUACUCAACAGUCUUCUACCACAUCAUUGUCGUCGGUCGCUUCUUCGAAUCAUUCCCAACCUCACUCAGGUCCUCGUGCUGCGAAAGAUAAUGAUGUCAAUGGCAGCGUGUUUUUGAAGAGUUUAAUGACUAAAGGCAGUGAAAAUAUGAUGCAACAGCCCUUAGUCUCUGCCCCUCCGGGCCUUUCCCAAAAUCAAUCUCAGAUACCUAACAUCACACAGCAGCAGCAGCAGCAGCAGCAGCAGCAGCAGCAUCAGCAACAGCAACAACAGCAACAACAGCAACACAUUCAGCGCCCACAUCAACAGCAGCAGCAGCAACCUCAACAACGCAAACUUCAACAAAUUCAUCAACAACACAGCCAGCAUGCUCAUCCUGCUCAGCAGCAGCAACAUGGUAAACCACCACAAAACAUUGCUCAAUCAGGUGCUCCAAUGCAGGCACCUCCAGGAUUCCCAGUUGGGAUGCCACCACAUAUGAUGGCCCCUCCUAUGGGAAUGCCUCCACAGCACUUCCAAGGUGGCUAUGCUAUGCCUCCUCCACCGCCACCUGGAAUGGGACAGCCACGUAUAAUGAGCAACGGUAAAGGAUUCCCCGAACACUUGGGUAACCCACAACAGCAGCCUCCUAGCGCUCCAAAACAGCCAGCAAGUAAAGUUGGUCCGCAAGGUCAAGUUCCUUCACAAGGCCAUCCUCAAUCCCACCCACAACAACCUUAUAUGAUGUCAGGUAUGCCAAUGAACUUCAAUGGGCAAAAUGUUCCAAUUCCAGCUCAAGGUAUCCCACCAAAUGCAUUCCCAUAUGGCCAUCCAAUGAUGGCUCUACAGUUUCAACAACAACAACAGCAGCAGCAGCAACAACAAUACCCGCAGCAACAACAACACCCGCAGCAACCGCGCCAAACAAAUCCGCGCCAAUAA
This is a messenger RNA of Kluyveromyces lactis, 1905 nucleotides long. RefSeq names its product Eap1p (gene EAP1). The record is from RefSeq and is a predicted model, not a curated record. The coding region runs from base 1 to 1905 and encodes 634 amino acids. The transcript has a single exon. NCBI's taxonomy places the organism in Eukaryota, Fungi, Ascomycota, Saccharomycetes, Saccharomycetales, Saccharomycetaceae.